Messenger RNA from Vitis vinifera (wine grape), 2077 nucleotides. Its product is annotated as glucan endo-1,3-beta-glucosidase, basic isoform-like. NCBI's taxonomy places the organism in Eukaryota, Viridiplantae, Streptophyta, Magnoliopsida, Vitales, Vitaceae. Gene Ontology annotation, biological process: carbohydrate metabolic process. The record is from RefSeq and is a predicted model, not a curated record. The transcript has 2 exons. Gene Ontology annotation, molecular function: hydrolase activity, hydrolyzing O-glycosyl compounds. The coding region runs from base 697 to 1848 and encodes 383 amino acids. Gene Ontology annotation, cellular component: plasma membrane.
AUUAAAAACAAAUUAAAAAUAUUUUAAGUUUUCAAAUAGAAUUUUAUUCUACAAAAAUCAAAUAUCAAUUUAAAAAAAUUAUUCUCAAAUUAAACUAUUUUUUAGAGUUGUUUUAAAAAAAUAGUUACCAAAGAGUAAUUUGAUGUUUUUACGUAUUUUUUAUGAUUUCAUUUAGUUUUGACUUUUGAAAAUAGUUUUUUUUAUAAAAAAGAAGCAUCCUAUUCUUGAAGUUUUAAAUUUAUUUUUAAUAAGAAUUUUCUAAAAAAACGUAGAAAGAAAAAAUAGAAAAAAAAAACUGUUUUCACAUAUAUAUCGCUGCAACCAAACAUGGCAUAAUUAAACUAUUGAACAUCGCAUUUUGCAAUUGAUUCUUGGGUGGAUAUAAUAGAAUUUUGACCAAUGGAAAGUGUGACUUGUGUCUUAUGAUCAUACCAACUGUUUGGGAGACAUGCGUCGUACCUAAUGCCUAUGAGGUAACAUGCAUAACUCUUGACAAAAGAAGCCACUUCUGUAAUGGAGGUUGCUCUGAAUAUCUUGAUUGCUUGUUCUUGAAGCUUUAAUUUGCUUCAAAAUCCAAUGCUUCUGCUCAGGCAUGGGAUUCCAGGACUCACAAAUAUCAUUCUGAUCACGAGCAGCAUGGGUUAAAUCUGGGGAUUAUGCGGCGGCUGCUGUUUGGGAAUUCUACACACAUGAUACAUGUCGAUUGCAAUGAGGGUUCCUGCGUCGGAAUUAAGCUGGGUCCUGGAAUGGGAAGCUAUAAAAGGAGAGAAGGGACGAAAAGAAAUAGGUAAGAGGAGUGGUUCGGCAGCUGGGAGGGUGUAUUGUGGGAGAACAGAGAAGCUUUUGGCUUCUGAAGGCUCAAGGGGAAAACUAAAAGAAGUCACUGCCGUGGAAAUGAGAAAUUUUGGUGCCCACGUUGGAGUUUGCUACGGAUUACUGGGGGACAACUUACCACCACCCCACGAAGUUAUACAUCUCUACAAACACAACAACAUCCCAAGAAUGCGGAUUUACUCUCCCCUCCCACAUGUCCUCCAAGCCCUCAGAGGCUCUAAUAUCGAGGUCAUGGUUGGUGUAGCAAACGAAGAUCUUUGCCACAUUGCUACCAACAUGGCCAACGCAUAUUCUUGGGUCCACAACAACAUUAGAAACUAUGCCAAUGUCAAUUUUCGAUACAUAGCUGUUGGCAAUGAAAUACAUCCUCCCGCAUGGGAAGCAAAUCAUCUCCUGGGGGCCAUGAAAAACAUUCAUCGGGCAAUUUCAGAGGCUGGACUUGGCAACCAAAUCAAGGUCUCAACCCCCUUCAGCACCGAGAUCCUUGGAGAAUCCUACCCUCCAUCCAAAGGUUCCUUCAAACCCCAUAUGGAAUCAUUCAUUAAUCCAAUCAUCCGAUUCCUAGUGGACACCCAUGCCCCAUUUUUCCUGAACAUGUAUACCUAUUUCAGUUACAUUGGCAGCCCUCAUCUCAUGAGUCUGGAAUAUGCUCUCUUCACAUCUCCCGGAGUAGUGGUGCAUGAUGGGCAGUUUGGGUACCAAAACAUGUUCGAUGCAGUACUGGAUGCUGCUUACUCAGCUCUGGAGAAGGCUGGUGGGGGUUCUUUGGAGAUUGUUGUGGCUGAGACUGGUUGGCCAUCGGCUGGUGGGUUGGCUUCGACAGUCGAGAAUGCUAGGACUUACAACACAAAUUUGCUUCGGCACGUGAAGGGAGGAACUCCCAAGAGGCCUGGAAAACCUAUACAAACUUACCUAUUUUCCAUGUUUAAUGAGAAUAAGAAAGAACCGGCGUUUGAGAAACAUUGGGGCCUCUUUUAUCCAAAUAAACAGCCUGUAUACCAUACUCGAAAUUGAGUGCAGCAAAGGGCAUGGUUAACUAUAUAUUAUCCUAAAUAAGGGCUCAUGAGUGCUGAGCUGCCGCGUGCCGCAUGCAGCAUGCCGCAUCAAAAAGUGUCAUGCAGAGCUUUAUAUGCUUACUGUAAAAGCGCCUUAGAAAGGCUAGCAUGUUUAAUAAAAUAGUAUAGUGCUUUUAUCAUAUAUCCUUAUAUGCCAAUCUCUUCCCUGAUUGGCUGAUUCCUAUCCA